GCACAAAGGGAAGCCUUCACGCCUCCACCACAUGCAGUGGUGCACUGGGAUGAACGUCGUGGGAGAAGAAGAACACCGACAGGCCAUCUUCAUCUCAGGGCGCGGCCAUGAGGAAGGGAAGCUGCUUGCUGUCUUGCCAGUGAAGGACGGCACUGGCCUGACCCAGGCACGCGCAACAGCUCGUGCUAUCGAGGACUGGAGCUGCGCUUCAAACGUCAAGGCACUGUGCUUUGAUACAACGUCGUCCAACACAGGGCGAGUCCAAGGUUGUCCAUCUGGAGGCGCUGCUGGAAAAACAGCUGUUGAGGCUUGGGUGCAGACACCACGUCAUGGAACUGGUGGUGAGAGCCUCUGCCAGCAACAUCUUCGGCAAAACAUCGGCCCCUACGGACCCUCUCUUCCAGACUCUUAA
Homarus americanus (American lobster) is the source of this 412-nucleotide messenger RNA. RefSeq lists its product as uncharacterized. NCBI's taxonomy places the organism in Eukaryota, Metazoa, Arthropoda, Malacostraca, Decapoda, Nephropidae. The coding region runs from base 32 to 412 and encodes 126 amino acids. The transcript is spliced from 2 exons. The record is from RefSeq and is a predicted model, not a curated record.